GACUCUCGCAGAUCCGCCAUCGCUGCUUGCGGCUGCUCAGGCGAACCGCCUAUCUCAUACAGGCAUGAUGCGUGGCGUAUGGAAACCAUCUCAUCGAUGCGGAGUGGUGCUUGGCAUGUCGCCCAUAAGAACUCAAGCUCGGUCCUGAUCCUGCUAUCGUGCAGAGGGCUGUUUAACGUCACUUUCUGGUGCUCUAUUCGUUUGUGAAUAUGAAAUCCAUUCUGCUGGCUGCUGGGCUCGCCAGCUUUGCUACUCUUUCAAAUGCACAGGAUUGCGCGUCGACUUUGUCUGCCAACUAUACUGCCCCAAUCUUGGCAGACGGCUACCGCGCCACCUUGAUCGCAAAUCAACUCGAGACUCCUCGCUCGUUGAAGUUCGAUUCGGCCGGACAUCUCCUCAUGCUGCAACGAUCAUAUGGCAUUGUAUCUUUCACUUUGACUGGUACGGCGCCGUGUCUCACUGUUUCCAGUACGAAGGAUAUCCUAGCCAACACUUCAGUCAACCACGGACUCGAGUUGUCUCGUGAUGGAAGAACUCUGUAUGCAUCGGAUCCAAACGGUGUAUACGCCUGGAACUAUGAUGCUGAGCGGCAAGAACUGACAUCUGAUGCUCGCCGAGUAGUGACCACGGGCAGCACAGCAGACGGCCAUGAUACUCGGACACUCCUAAUGUCCCGCCAAGUGGACAAUAUGCUUCUUGUCCAUUGGGGAUCUCAGGGGAACAUAGAUCCUCAAGCUCUAAAUCGAAGUACCGGUAUCAGCUCGAUCAAAGCCUUUAAUGUCAGCGAUCCGAGUGUAUCAUACGACUAUGCCUCUGAAGGGAUUCUGAUGGGUUGGGGUCUUCGUAAUUCAGUUGGCUUCGGUGAAAAUCCAGUCACUGGCGGUAUCUUCAGUGUGGAAAACAAUGUGGAUGAGUUAAAGCGUGAAGGCAGAGACAUCCACAAGAACAACCCAGCCGAAGAGCUUAACUUUCACGGCUAUCUUAACGGCACCGAAUAUGCGAAUCAAGGUGCGAACUUCGGCUAUCCAUCUUGUUUUCCAGCUUGGGAUGCUAGUAGCGUUCCUGGCUAUGACGGACUCAAGACUGGUCAACAGUUUGCCAUUGGCGACCAGAAUGAUACCGUCAACGAUAAUAUUUGUCGCGAGGGUACUGUGCCGCCGCAGCUCAGCUUUGCUGCGCAUAUGGCUCCAUUGGACAUCAAGUUCAACACCGAAGCAACAGUUGCAUGGGUGACGUUCCAUGGUAGCUGGAAUCGUGACGAUCCGCAAGGCUAUAAGCUCUCAGCUAUUCCUUUUGACAACUCCACCGGUCUGCCACUCGCCGCACCUGACAGCAACGCUGGAUAUGUUGACAUUAUGUCGAAUCAGGACCUCUCAGAAUGCCCGGAUGGCUGUUUCAGGCCCGUCAGUCUGGCCUGGAACUCUGAAGGAAUGCUCUUCAUGACUAGCGAUAGCACCGGAGAACUCUAUUUGAUCUCAACGAGUGACAACACUCCUCUCAACGACGCACCACCACCGACACUGACGAAUGGCGGGGAAUCUCCACCAACCUCACCUUCGGAGCCUUCUAGCACACCAGGAGCUGCAUCUGUUGGCUAUGUGCCAGACUCUUGGUUCGUCGGACUGGUUUUCCUAGUCAUCUCCUACAUCUUGUAGAAUAAUGUAUCAUGACAGGUGACGACUCAUGACCCAUAAAUCAAAUGACGAAAUUCCAGAUGCGCAUUUUAUGUCCACGCAUGGACAUAGGAAGGCACGAUUAUUCUGAUCAUGAUAGUUGAAAACACAGCACUUAGUUCACCUGAGCGAGCAUUUGUCAUGUGUACUGCACAGAGCAAUUGUUAAUGAUUUGGGCGAACUCCCUUGUGCGCCUUCCCCUACCCAGAGAAUCAGCUCGCUUGCAACUUUGGAAGUGACAUUGUACAUUUUUAACACACGGUUUGG
Messenger RNA from Pseudovirgaria hyperparasitica, 1940 nucleotides. RefSeq names its product soluble quino protein glucose dehydrogenase. Lineage: Eukaryota; Fungi; Ascomycota; Dothideomycetes; Acrospermales; Acrospermaceae. The transcript has 3 exons. The record is from RefSeq and is a predicted model, not a curated record. The coding region runs from base 210 to 1655 and encodes 481 amino acids.